CAGCGGUUCGAUGUACAAACGCGGGCUCAUGCAUAAAUUGAGCAUUGCGCAUGCGUACUCAAAAUUUMAAAAUGGCUACCAAUAAUAUAUAUAAGGUUGAAAGAGUGGUUAAAAAGGCAGUACUCAAAGGAAAGGUGAAAUAUUUGUUAAUAUGGAAGGGGUACAGUUCACAUGAAUGCUCGUGGGUAGAUGAAAACAGUUUGAGCUCAGAUCUUAUACGACAAUACAACAACCCGCCAGUUCCGUUGGGAAGACUCAUACAGAACAUAGAUGUCCUUAUGUGUGCCAUUGGACAUAAAUUAAAAAGUAAAUCAAGAUCACCUGUUGUUAUUUCUUUUCAACACGACUGUUUCCGAAGGCUAUUUAAUGGCAAAGGCAGAAUAUCUAGAGACAGGAAAGCCAUUAUGUUAGAAAAAGACGAUUUCAGUGUCUGUUUUGACUAUUUCCCUAAGUGUUGGAAUCAGUGUCUUGAUAAGAAUGGAGAUGGAGUUGAAAUUAAAUUUCCUAUUCGAGUUCAAAAGCGUUUUUCAUGGUCUCCCAAGAUAAUCACUUGUCAAAAUGGAGCUCUUAGUGAAUUACCAAGAAUGCCUCUCGAGAAACUAGCAAUAGAUUUUUUAAAACAACCUGUUUCUAUUUCUACUGAAUCAGAAAAUAACUUGUAGUUAAACCUUGUUUACAAAUACAUUUUUAUAGCAUUAAUCUUUGCAAGAUUGAUACAGUGUAGCUGAACAAACUGUGGCUUUGUGUUUUGUUUACUUUUAAAAGCUCAAAGUUAAAUAUUCAAUUUUAUUGAAAGCAUUGACAAAAUAGUCUUAUAACCACUGAAUAAUACAGYACCAAAUGUCAAAUGUUUGUCACUAAGAGAGCUUACAUGUUUUACUAUGUUUUCAUUGAGGCUGUUCAAUAAAACUCAACUGAAUAUAUCAAA
This is a messenger RNA of Exaiptasia diaphana, 928 nucleotides long. RefSeq lists its product as uncharacterized. Lineage: Eukaryota; Metazoa; Cnidaria; Anthozoa; Actiniaria; Aiptasiidae. The record is from RefSeq and is a predicted model, not a curated record. The transcript is spliced from 3 exons. Bases 51 to 662 code for a protein of 203 amino acids.